This is a messenger RNA of Cryptosporidium muris RN66, 2835 nucleotides long. RefSeq lists its product as uncharacterized. Lineage: Eukaryota; Apicomplexa; Conoidasida; Eucoccidiorida; Cryptosporidiidae. Bases 1 to 2835 code for a protein of 944 amino acids. Gene Ontology annotation, cellular component: Pwp2p-containing subcomplex of 90S preribosome; small-subunit processome. The record is from RefSeq and is a predicted model, not a curated record. Gene Ontology annotation, molecular function: snoRNA binding; protein binding. The transcript has a single exon. Gene Ontology annotation, biological process: maturation of SSU-rRNA from tricistronic rRNA transcript (SSU-rRNA, 5.8S rRNA, LSU-rRNA).
AUGGCAGACAAAGUACAGAAGGUACUAGAAGAUAUGGUCCCUGAGCUUCUAGACUUAGGUAAGAGAGAAGUCUUUUCUGGUACUGAAAUUCGUAAUAUUAUAGAGAGACGACGGGACUUUGAAUAUAAGUUAGCAUCUAGAACUCCUUUAUUAGGUGACUUUUUAGAGUAUCUAGAGUAUGAAUAUGAGUUAGAGAGAAUAAGAUUUGCAAGGACUAGAAAAUUAGGUCUGAAAAAACGGACAAUUGGAGAUUACUCUAUUAUUCGUAUAAUCCAUUUUAUUUUUAAAAGGGCCUUAAGAAGAUAUCCAAAUGAUGAGAAACUGUGGUUACAGUACAUCGAUUUUUGUCUAAAAUCUGGAUCUUCAAGAAUUUUACAAAGGAAUAUGAUCACUGCUUUACGCAAUUUACCAACUAGUGCUACAAUUUGGAUAAUAAUGGCUGAUAGAGAAUUUCAAAGUGGGAAUGCAAAGUCUGCUCGUUCUAUUUUGAUGCUAGGUCUAAGGAUAAAUAAGUAUUCUUUCUUAAUGUGGCGUGGAUUAGCUCAGCUAGAGGCCAAUAUAAUAUAUAAAUUGUACUUAAAUGAGUAUACAAAAUCAGAACUUGCUUUAAGUGCAAAGUACUCUAAAAAAGCUACAGCUGCUUCAUUAGAACCAAUUUUAAAAUAUGCUUUAACUAGAAUAGAGCCAGAGGGGCAUAAACAUGCAUUUUUAGUAUAUAUGUAUCGUAUAUUGUAUAAUUUAUAUUUGGUAAGGAAAAGUGGUACUAAUAGCGAUACUUGUAACAAGAAAACACCUGAAAUUCAUUAUUUAUCAAAUUUUGAGACAACAUUAACAACGAAUAUAUAUAAUAAUAUAAGUUCUCAGCCAAUAUUUGUAGUAUUCUUUGGAAUAAUAAAGAUGAUAAAUUUGAAUAAAGAAUCAGAUAAAGAUUUUAUUCAGGAUCCUAAUGAGAUUAUUACUUAUAUUGAAUGUAUGAUGAAUGAGUCUUUAAAUUUAUUACUUAAAAAGGAAACUGAAGGAGCUGGUAUUUUUUCAAUGUUAUUAAUUUGCAGAUUCUUAUAUCAAUGUGGCCUGAAUAAUAUGGAGGAACUUGAUGGGUGGAAUAGUGACGAAAAAAAUAAUUUUGGUAAAUUAAGAAAUGUGGUAGAUUUUGGUUUUUCAUUUUCAGAUCAAAGUGAUUCUUUAGAGUACUCCGCGAAUAUGGAUUCUAAAAAUAAUAGCUCUACCAUAUUUAAAGGAAAUCUUCUUAAAUGGUUGUCUUUUUCUUCCUCAAAGGGUAUUAUUGAUUCUUACAAUAUUUGGCCAAAGUCAAUGUUAGAUCUCCUCACUGUAGAACCAUUUAUUUGGAAUUGUUGCAUAUUAUCUAACCCAGGCACUGAUAAAAAUGAGUUUGAUAGAUUAAAGAACUCAUCUAAAAUAUUGGAAAUAAAUAAUAUUAAAAAAGAAUCUUUGUUUCCUCAAGAACUUCUUCUAAAUUUCAAAUCAUUUAUCCAAAAUAAUGUCUUAUCAGAUGAGAAUAAUGUAAAUAGGAUCUAUUCAAAGUUAUCUGAUAUAUAUAAACAUGUAAUGAGUACAAAAGUUCAACAGAAUUUAUCUAUACCUCGUGUAAUGCUAAUUGAAGCUCUCUUAUACUGCAAGUCUGCAUCUCCAUCAAAUAUACUAGUUUCUACAAACGAAUUUGAUAGAUAUGAAUCACUAUGUGAGCCUUCUGAAUAUAUUUUAAAGUGGAAGUGCCUUGUCUAUAAACUGAUGAAGGAUUUAGAUAGUGUUCAUAUUACUGAAUUUAUUAAUCUAAUUAAAGAAAUUCAUACAACUAUAGCUAAUCAUGAUAUACAAGCUAAAGAUAGCAGAGUAAUUGACUUAAAUAGCUUUUUAGAAUUAAUAUUUUUACUCUUUAGUGGGAUUUCAAACAAGUUGAAUAGAAAAUCAGAUAUUCAGUUAAUUGAGGAACUUUCUAAGCUUAAAUAUGACUUUGUUUGUAAUGCAUUAAUCAAGUUUCCAGUUAUUAUUAAUCCCCCAUAUAUUCCAUAUUUCAUAUUUAAUGUACUUAUAUUUUGGUCUAUAGAUGAUAUUCAAUAUUCACCAAAUUUUAUUAGUGAAUUUGUUGAUACCAACCAAUUUGUAAAAUCUGAGAUAAAUUUCAUUACAAAAGAUAUUCCAAUACUCUCUUUUAUAAUAGAACAUAAGGAACCUGGAAGAAUCUCUAGAUUAUCACAUUAUAAGCAACGAAAGAUUAUAUAUACUGAAAAAGUUACAAGGUUAGCAAAUAUAAUCAAAUUACCCACUAGAAUUCGUCAAGUUAUAUUAUUGUCUUCAUAUUUAUCUAUUCUAUCAUGUGCAAUGAUUGAAUUUUCGUGUAAUCUUCGUUCCAUACUAAAGCAUGGACCACGUGCAUUAAAUGAUGCAGAUAUUUAUGAGACUACUCUAAAUAUAUUUAGUUAUUGGAAAAGUAUAAUCGAAGAACUCCAAAAUAUCAAAGCUGAUAUUACAGAUAUACUUCAAUAUAGCUAUCUUAAGUAUAUUCUAUUUACAAGAGUUGUGGAAGAUAUUGUGAAUAGGAGAUUGAUAAAUGUAUCGAAUAUAUUUCCUGUAUCCUCAACUGCUUUACUAUUACAAAUGAAAAAUAGUCAAAUACCAUUAUUUAAGGGUGGGAACUAUGAUUCAGACAUCCAAAUCUUGUCUCGUAUGCCAUUAGAUGACAUAAGAAUAAAAAUGAUUCUUGAUGGGAAUUCUCAUACAAAAAUGGAUCCUUAUUUAUCCAAUGUAAUUACAAUAUUAGAUCCAAUACCAUACAUUAGUAAAUGGACUUGCUUUGCUUGCUUACUUUUAUCGUAG